This is a messenger RNA of Asparagus officinalis (garden asparagus), 1125 nucleotides long. Its product is annotated as protein FLX-like 3. Bases 17 to 793 code for a protein of 258 amino acids. The record is from RefSeq and is a predicted model, not a curated record. NCBI's taxonomy places the organism in Eukaryota, Viridiplantae, Streptophyta, Magnoliopsida, Asparagales, Asparagaceae. The transcript has 4 exons.
CGAACGAGGAUCCAGUAUGGCAGGGAGAGGUCGUAUGCCUCGUCGCCCGGUUCAUGACGAGAUGCAUGGAUUUCACGAUGGACCUCCGCCUCCAUUGCACGACCGCAGACCCAUGCCACCACCACCACACUCUAUCGAAGAAGAAUUGGCUAUGGGGCAUGAUGAGAUUAGAAGAUUGGUUUCUGACAACAGGCUUCUUCUUGAUGAAAAUGUUGCUAUGAAAAGAGAAAUAGACGCAGCUAGAGAGGAACUCCACGUCCUAGGUCAGGCUAUUCCUAAAAUACGUGCAGAGAAAGAAGUCAAAACUAGAGAAUAUAUACAGAUGGGUCUGAAGCUAGAGGCUGAGCUUCGUGCCGUUGAGCCUAUGAGAGCAGAGGCCGUAGAGUUGCAAUCCGAAGUAAAGAAGCUAGAUGCUCUGCGCCAAGAGAUGACAACAAAAAUACAAAGUAUGACGAAAGAUCUGAAACGUGUACAGGCUGAGAACCAGCAGAUACCCAAGUUGAGGAUGGAAAUGGAGAGCCUACAUGAGGAUCUUGUUCGAGUCAGGACAGGCUACGAAUAUGAGCAGAAAGUACACGUUGAGCAGAUGGAGCAGAGACAAGCAAUGGAGAAGAAUCUUGUUUCAAUGGCUCGGGAAAUUGAGAAAUUGAGAGCUAGAGGACCCGGUACUGGGACUUACGGUGCUGAUAUGGGUUACCAAGCCUCGUAUAUCGACGGUUAUGGCCGUGAGCAGGGACGUUAUGGUGCUGGCUCUUGGGCGCCUUAUGAACAACGUGGCUUUCCUCGUCGCUGAUAGAUUUCUCAAGCUAUUUUUUUCUGGUUCAGUUUAAUUGAAUAGCCUAGGAGGAGGGGCAUCUUGGGCUACAUCUGAACGUAUUUAAGUACAGAUGUAUAUGACAUUUUAGACUUCUAACAAUGUUUCUGAGUUGUGUGUGGCUCCAAGCUUAUAUGGGAGCAGUAUGGAAUCUUAUAAUGUGUAGGUGGUUCCACAAUGUUAGAGAACAGAAAGAUAACUUCGUAAGGUUAUUUUCAGUGUGGAAUUGCUCUAUCAUGUGGGUAAGUUUUGGUGACAACAUUUAAGGGUUCAUAAAACUGCUGAAAGCCAUAAUAUAUUUGUUUGGAAAA